CUAACGUUAUGUGAUGCUGGGGAUUCGUAAAUCUUUUUGUAACUAAGAAGUAAUGUUGAUUGCCUUGGAGCUGGGCUUCAGGGAGGUCUGACUUUUUUGCAACCAGGGGUACUAGUAACCCCGUUUGGUAGUGUGGUGCACCACAUUACCAAACACACUAUAAUUGAUGUCUGCUCUUGAAGUCAAUACCAGCUAAAUGUGUAAUGCCUGCAGGUAGCAUAUCCAUCAGGAGUGGAAGGUUUCCAAACUCAACUUCUCAAGACAACAGACCAAUAUGUGCUUCAAUACUGUCACAGCACAUAGCCCUCUAUUCUUUAGAAAUGGGACCUGAGUGGGUGACCAAGCAGGUGAAAGACCACGUCAAGAACAGAGAUAUAAUUCUGGAAGCACUUUCCCCGUUGGGCGAAGGAGCUGUGAAAGGUGGAGAAGGUGUAAUUUACCUAUGGGCAAAGCUUCCAGAACAGGAUGUGGAUGAUGAUAAGGUUGUUCGCUGGCUUGCAACGAGGCACGGGGUGCUUGUGAUUCCAGGAGGUGCAUGUGGAUGUCCUGGGCAUCUUAGCAUCUCUUUGGGAUGCCUGACAGAGAAUAAUUGUAAGGCUGCUGCAGAGAGACUGAGGAGAGGAUUGGAAGAUUUGCUAAGCAAUGGAAUUGUGGAGUGACACUAAUCAUUUUUACAGUGAAUAACUUCAAGAUUGAAAGCCAGAAAGGCCGGUUUGGCGUGACCGGCGCCGUGGCGUGCAUUUGAAUAAGAAGAGGGUGUCUGGCUGUACAUGAAGAAUUAAAUUAUCUGAUGUUCUUACGUUGAUAGUCAUGUUGUUAUCAAAUGAAGGUACUUCAAAAUUGGCAGAGACACAUUGAUCAUUGAUAUCAAAAGAAACCGAUGCAAAGUGAGUGGUUCUGAUGAAAAUAGUUCAAAUGACAGCAGUGAAAGACAAUACAUAAUAUUCUAUAAUGAGGACAACGUAAAUAUGCUCUGUCUGUUCUUUCCAUGCGUGCCGUGGUAUUCAGCUUCAAAUGAAAGAAGAAGAAGAAAAGGGGAAGAAAGACACUUUGAAUUAUGGCAAAAACCUGAAAGUAAUGUUCCAUGCCAUGAUGAUAUCUAUUUUCUAACAGAAAUGGCGAAAGAAGAAAGCAUGCAAUGAUGAGCCCUCGCAUUUGUGGUUAAAAACAAAGAAAAAGUUGAAAGUGAAACGUUUCGAAACAAC
Molecule: messenger RNA, 1205 nt
Organism: Populus trichocarpa (black cottonwood)
Lineage: Eukaryota; Viridiplantae; Streptophyta; Magnoliopsida; Malpighiales; Salicaceae
Product: aromatic aminotransferase ISS1
Exons: 1
Coding region: 204-659 (151 amino acids)
Biological process (GO): biosynthetic process
Molecular function (GO): pyridoxal phosphate binding
Source: RefSeq, a predicted model, not a curated record